Messenger RNA from Danio rerio (zebrafish), 548 nucleotides. RefSeq names its product proteasome maturation protein (gene pomp). The record is from RefSeq and is marked provisional. NCBI's taxonomy places the organism in Eukaryota, Metazoa, Chordata, Actinopteri, Cypriniformes, Danionidae. Gene Ontology annotation, biological process: proteasome assembly.
UAGUCGGAAAGACAAGCUAGAUAAAAGAUGAACACUCGUGGCCUGCGCUCUCAGCUGAAGGACAGUGUUCCUGUCACAGGUCUGUGUCCUCAGGCUGGUCCUUAUGGGGUCCAAGACUCUCUGCGCAGAGGGUUCUCUAGUGUCAAAAAUGAGCUUCUACCGAGUCAUCCAUUGGAGCUCUCUGAGAAAAAUUUUCAGCUUAACCAGGACAAGAUGAAUUUCAACACGCUAAGGAACAUCCAGGGUCUCCAUGCGCCCCUCAAACUACAGAUGGAGUACAGAGCAGCUAAACAGAUUCAGCGUUUGCCCUUCCUCCCAAGCUCAAAUCUGGCUCUGGAUACUCUUCGAGGCAGCGAUGACACCAUCGGCUUUGAGGACAUUCUCAAUGAUCCUGUGCAGUGUGAGAUGAUGGGAGAUCCUCAUAUCAUGACCGAAUACAAGCUGGGUCUCCUGUAAGGAUGCUUUUUCUGCACUUGUUUUCGCCCAGAUCCUGUAGGUUGUGUUGUGUGCAUUGUUUAACCGGUUUCUAAUAAAAUGUCAAAUGUGAA